UGGUCUUUGUUUACUGAUUGUUGGUUUUGUUAUUCAUCUCACAUAUUUGUGAUUUAACUUAGACUUGAUUUUUUUAAUUGUCAUUUAAUUUCUUGUGGUUAUUACUUUAAAAUGGAGGUCGAAGAACGAGUUAUCAAUGAAGAAUAUAAAAUCUGGAAGAAAAAUACUCCAUUUCUUUAUGAUCUUGUAAUGACACAUGCUUUGGAAUGGCCAAGUUUAACUGCUCAAUGGUUACCUGAUGUUACAAGGCCUGAAGGAAAAGAACAUUCAAUUCACCGGUUGAUUCUUGGUACACACACUUCCGAUGAACAGAAUCAUCUUUUGAUUGCCAGUGUUCAAUUACCAAAUGAAGAUACAAAUUUUGAUGCUUCUCAUUAUGAUAGUGAGAAAGGAGAGUUUGGUGGUUUUGGAUCUGUAAGCGGUAAAAUUGAAAUAGAAAUUAAAAUAAAUCAUGAAGGAGAGGUUAAUAGAGCUCGAUUUAUGCCUCAAAAUCCAUGUAUCAUUGACAAAACACCAUCGAGUGAUGUCUUAGUCUUUGAUUAUACUAAACAUCCAUCUAGACCUGAUCCUAAUGGUGCAUGUUCACCAGACUUGAGGUUGAAAGGUCAUCAAAAGGAAGGUUAUGGCUUAUCAUGGAAUCCACAUGUAAAUGGACAUUUACUAAGUGCUUCUGAUGACCAUACAACUUGUCUCUGGGACAUUAACCAUCCACCUCGAGAAGCUAAAAAUGUCUAUGCUAAGACAGUAUUCACUGGACAUACAGCGGUUGUCGAAGAUGUUGCAUGGCACUUGUUACAUGAUAGUUUAUUUGGCUCAGUUGCUGAUGAUCAAAAACUAAUGAUUUGGGAUACAAGAAGUAACAAUACUUCAAAGCCAAAUCAUAUUGUCGAUGCUCAUGCUGCUGAGGUUAACUGUUUAUCCUUUAAUCCUUACAGUGAAUUUAUUUUAGCCACUGGGUCAGCUGAUAAGACUGUCGCUCUUUGGGACUUACGUAAUUUGAAAUUAAAAUUACACACAUUUGAAUCACAUAAAGAUGAAAUUUUCCAAGUUCAAUGGUCACCACAUAAUGAGACAAUUUUAGCAUCAUCAGGAACAGAUAGAAGACUUCAUGUAUGGGAUCUUAGUAAAAUAGGAGGACAAUCAGCCGAAGAUGCAGAAGAUGGUCCACCAAAUUUGUUCAUUCAUGGACACACAGCUAAGAUUUCAGAUUUCUCAUGGAAUCCAAAUGAACCUUGGGUUAUAUGUUCAGUCUCGGAAGAUAAUAUCAUGCAAGUUUGGCAAAUGGCGGAAAAUAUUUACAAUGACGAAGAGCCAGAGACUCCAGCCUCAGAACUUGAAACUGCUGGCCCAUGAUCUUUACGACGAUCUGAUUGAUUGUUGACCUUAAACUAAUUUCAUAAUCGAUCGCAAAAAUAUCACAUUAUUGUCGGAAUUUAUUAUCAUCCGAUUUAUACAUGAUAUCAAUUUCGAUGUCAACUUAAAUCUUUUAAUGGUCAUAAAAACUUCAUAUUUAUUUACCCUGAUCAAAAAAAAUCCGAUGAGAGAAACAAUCAACCCACCAAAUCAAUAAUGUCUAAUCGAAUCUUUUAAAAAAUAUCAUUUAAUUAUCUUUUAAAGGCUCAUUACAUUUCCUCUCAAUCCAUUUCAUUUUAUCAAUUAUCUUAUUCCUCAAUCAAAGGAUUCAAACAAUUAAACAACUUUCCAGACAAAAAAUACAUGUUUAAAACAUCAA
Messenger RNA from Panonychus citri (citrus red mite), 1732 nucleotides. RefSeq names its product histone-binding protein RBBP4-like. Gene Ontology annotation, cellular component: NuRD complex; nucleus; ESC/E(Z) complex. NCBI's taxonomy places the organism in Eukaryota, Metazoa, Arthropoda, Arachnida, Trombidiformes, Tetranychidae. Gene Ontology annotation, biological process: regulation of gene expression. Gene Ontology annotation, molecular function: histone binding. The record is from RefSeq and is a predicted model, not a curated record.